Molecule: messenger RNA, 648 nt
Organism: Triticum turgidum subsp. durum (durum wheat)
Lineage: Eukaryota; Viridiplantae; Streptophyta; Magnoliopsida; Poales; Poaceae
Source: the annotation of a GenBank genome assembly
AUGGCGGGAGGAGACGAGGUGAAGCUGCUGGGGAACUGGGCGAGCCCGUACGUGGCCAGGGACCUUGCCGACAAGAGCGAACUGCUCCUCCGCUCCAACCCCGUCCACAAGGCGGUGCCGGUGCUCAUCCACGGCGGCAAGCCCGUCUGCGAGUCCCGGGUCAUCGUACAGUACAUCGACGAGGCCUUCGCCUCCGCCGGCGCCGGCCCGCCCCUCCUCCACGCCAACCCCCGCGAGCGCGCCGCCGCCCGCUUCUGGGCCGUCUUCGUGGACGACGAGCUGCUGGCGCCGUGGGGGAUGGUCAUGCGGUCGGGGACGGACGAGGAGAGGGCGGAGUGGACGAGGCGGACCGUCGCGGCGGUGGAGACGCUGGAGGGGGCCCUGGGGGAGCGCUCCGAGGAGGACGGGGAGGGGUUCUUCGGCGGCGACCGCGUCGGUUACGUCGACAUCCUGCUCGGCGGCAUGGUCCCGUGGGUGCGCGUCACCGAGAGGCUCUCCGGCCACAACUUCUUUGAUGCUAGCACGGCCCCGCUGCUGGCGGCGUGGAUGGAGCGCUUCGGCGAGCUGGACGCUGCCAGGGCCGUCUUCCAGGACGUUGACCGCCUCGUGGAGUACGCCGGGACGAUACAGGCACGGGCGCACGGCUAG